AAGUUUGAUGAAAUUUUAUAUUUUAUGACUCUCAAUACGAUUAUUUCUUAUCAUUUUAAAAAUAUUUCGUAACUAAUAUAUACCAGUAGAAAAAACACAACACUCUGAAUAUUUCAGGCUUCUAAACCAUAUUAUAUUUCAAGUAAUAUUCAACAAGAGAAAGAUCGUUUGAGCGAAUUCACAAAAUAUUCAGAAAUUUACAUCAAUUUAUUUGUAUAUACAUAACUAAUUUGACAAUUUUUGGAUCACAAAUAUUUUGCUUAAUAACAAUGAAUACAAUUAUUAUUCUUGGGAAUAUUAUAACAAUUUUAUUAAUUGGAAAAUUAGAAUCAACAAGAAUAUCACCUUCUGAACGACUUCACGAGCUUGAGACCAUUAAUACCGUAAAAAACAAGGUGAUUGAAGAAUAUCUUCCCAAUUAUGAUCCACGUGAAGCAUUUGAAUUUUUAAGUCAAUACACAAUAAGGAAUGAAGUGGAAAUGUAUGGAUUUGCUGAACAUUUAAAUAAAACUGGAAAUCCACCAGAAUGGAGCAAAACUAGAAAAUUGAAAAAUUAUCAAUCUUACAAUUUUCUGAGAUACCAUUUUCCUCUGGAAGCAUAUGAAUUAGAUGAACAUCAAGCAGAAAUGCGUGUUAAUUAUCUGAGAAGAAGGUUUUUUCCGAAUGCGCCUAUACUGAAUUCCCAACUACUAAUUAAAUCUUACUACGAGAGAAAAGUGGAUGAUUUAAUGUUAUUUGAAGAUUAUUAUGCUAUUAUGAUUUUAAUGAAAAGUGUUUCGGUACUUGACGUCGAUGAUCCUGCAAAUUGGAGAAUAAGAAGAGCUUUAUACACUUUGGCUAUUCGAAAUUACAAUCCAAAUUCAAUUUUAAAUUAUGAUUCGAAAUCUUGUUAUUUUAAAAUGAUGAAAACAAGUAGUUUCGUUGAGUCCAUAAAGUUUGGAGAUAUUUUCGAAACGGCAACUUUCAUUAUUUGUAGCAGCAAAUAUAAAGAAUCAUACUCAUAUAAUAAUGAAAAAUUUUAUUUUAACUUCACUUUAUUUUCGGUGAAUCACGAGAUGGUAAUUACGGAUUCUCUUCUAGCGGUAAGUUUGAAAGACAUUGUUGAAUUUGAUGAUGAAGAAAUUUACGUAAUACUACCUAAGGUACACUUUAAGCUAUUAAGUAAUCUAGGAUUUAUUAUCAACAAUGGUAAAACAAAUUUUUAUGUUAAAAUGUCAACUUUCCCUAUUGAUGACAGUGCCAACUGGCUAACUAAAUUAGCAAACGAAGUUGAAAAAUACAAAGAGAUGGAAAAAGAAUAUUUUAACACUCAUCCCGAGAGUCAUAAAUGAGAAAAUUGAUAUAAAAUGAAUCAUUAAAAAAUUUAUGAGAAUUGUUUCUAUAAUUUACAUUUGUAUUUUCUAGGAAAAUUAUUUUGUAGCAAAUUUAUUUUGUAAAUGUAU
This is a messenger RNA of Leptopilina heterotoma, 1442 nucleotides long. RefSeq lists its product as uncharacterized. Bases 270 to 1331 code for a protein of 353 amino acids. The record is from RefSeq and is a predicted model, not a curated record. The transcript has 2 exons. NCBI's taxonomy places the organism in Eukaryota, Metazoa, Arthropoda, Insecta, Hymenoptera, Figitidae.